UCUGCCCUCUUGUCAUACAACUCACAUUUAUCGCGCAGUAUCGAGUGAACUAACUUGCUUACUUUCAUCCAUGUAUCCGUGGUGUUAUCGAAUGCGCCUCUCGGUCAUCCUGCAAGCCCUUACCGACUCUCAGACCAUCCGAUAAAACCUCCCUCUCACCCAAACCCUUUGCGCUCCGUCCUCCCAUAAAUCUCACCCAUCACCCAUCAAACCACGUCUAUUUCCAUCCGACCCUCUUACCAAGUCAAUACCUAACCCGUCCCUCCCUUCGCCUUCUGCCUUUCUCCCCCCCCAAAGUUCUUGACUCGCCCGUCUCUCUUCCCCUCCCCUCCAUCCCACAAGAAAGAUCCCUGUGUUGACGGCAUCGUCCCGAGCCAGCCGUAGACCGGACUUGUUUCUAACCUAUCUGCUGCUCCUCCUCCCACACGCUGCGCAAGUUAACCAAGCCGUACGUCUGCCGCAGAAAGAGAAUUACGCACAGCCGCCGUCGGCGCUGUCCUUGCAGUAGGCUUUUACUACGCAUACAGUCGGAAAAACUCGCUGCGCUUCUCUCUCUCUCUCUCUCUCUCUCUCUGUCUCUCUGCGUGACCAACCCACUAAGAAACCCAAAAGCCGCGCCAGAUUUCCACUCAAGACCGACGUGCCAGGUUGACCCUCGCUCGGACGAUCCCAACUCCUCAGAGUUCGGGCUCUGAUACCGGGGGGAAGAAGCCCAACGAGCCGGCUCCCAAAGUUUCAUUUGCUUUUCGCACCGCCUACUAGCCUCUAGAUACGGGCUCAUCGUCAUUUACAUUCAUUAAUCCUCGCUCUCAUUCUCCUCUUAGUGGUCUCAUUUCCCCUUUUACCUCGACCUCCGGUCCAAGCAAUCUCCUGUUACAGGUUUCCUGUCACCGAGCUUUCUCCUCAGACCAUCAAACAACUUGUCUCACUCGAAUAGGCCGGUCUCAUCGACGGCGUCAACACACCCGAGACAUCUCACAACGACACGAAUAUCCAGCUCUCAUCUCCAAACGACGCACUCACCGCUGUUCACAUACCACCGCGCAUGUCUCAGUCUAAUAGCAGCCACCGCAGUCGCGCCCUCACACAGACAACCCGGUCGGGAACCACAACCAUGGCCCGGACACGGCGCUCCUACUCCCCAUCCUCCCGCUCGCGGUCCUCCUCCGCGGGACCCCGCGAUCAUCACAAGAAACCCGGCAUCAAAACCGCGGCCGUCUUCAUCGCCGCCAUUGCCGUCGCCUCCCUCGCCGUCCACAAGCUCUGGCCGCGCGGCAUAAUUCACUCAGAAAAGGAGCACUGGGAGCACUCGCCGCCACCAGGCGGCCGCCGGUCCCGCAGGCGCAACGCCAUACGGGACCGCCAUAACGGGUAUAUCGACUACGACGACCACAACGUCUGGGACCGCAACGACUACCCGCGCGACCGGCGGAGGCUGUCCGAGAGGGAGUAUUACCCUCCCCGUAGCCGCGGCGGCAGACGGUCGCGCGGCUAUGGAAGCGAGAGCGAAGGGGAUUCAUAUUACUCUGAUGACUAUCUCCCGUCUCCGAGCGAGCGCUUCGAAAGACGAGGUAGAAUCGAAGGGGAUGGCCGAGGACGAUCACGUGGAGUCGGCGCGGAGGGGGAGAAUGAGAUGGUGAGAUACGAGAAGCAGUCAAACAGGUCAGAAGCUGCCGGGAGUCGAUUCGUGGAGGAGCGUCUACCAAGACCACGAUACAAUGAAGCUGUGGAGGAUUGGAGCCGGCGCGGUGAUCAACGAUUUCCUUCACCACCACGCGAGCCAGAGUACGUGGAUCGAAGGUCCCGGCGGAGGUCUGAUUAUUAUUAGCCGUUUGAAUUCAUGCGGACGUGAGUCGAUGGCAUCACAGUCGCAACCUUUGGAGCAGCCGG
Molecule: messenger RNA, 1890 nt
Organism: Colletotrichum scovillei
Lineage: Eukaryota; Fungi; Ascomycota; Sordariomycetes; Glomerellales; Glomerellaceae
Exons: 1
Coding region: 1046-1828 (260 amino acids)
Source: RefSeq, a predicted model, not a curated record